GACACUUCCGGGUUCGUUGGCCAUCGCUGCGGGGGCUGUGUGAGCUGGUGCUGGGCCGGUGGGCGGGCUGGGCUGCGGCCCGCGCUGGCCCCGCGAUGCUGGGGAGCAGCCCCGAAGCACCGGAGCGCGAGGCCGAGGGUGACGGGGCGGGGGCGCUCCCUGCGCCGCCUGCCAUCGACUUCCCGAAGGAGGGCUCGGACCCCAAGUACGAUGAAUCUGACGUUCCAGCAGAACUCCAGGUGUUAAAAGGACCGCAGCAGCAGCAGCCGACCUUCCCUUUUGCAGUUGCCAACCAGCUAUUGCUCGUUUCUCUGCUGGAACAUUUGAGCCAUGUGCAUGAACCAAACCCACUUCGUUCAAGACAGGUGUUUAAAUUACUUUGUCAGACCUUUAUCAAAAUGGGGCUGCUGUCUUCUUUCACCUGCAGUGAUGAGUUUAGCUCAUUGAGACUACAUCACAACAGAGCCAUCACUCAUUUAAUGAGGUCAGCUAGAGAGACAGUUCGUCAGGAUUCUUGUGAGGAUAGUUCUCAUAUUCCGAAGAUCAGAUCAAGGGAAGUGGCCUUUGAAGCACAGACUUCACGUUACUUAAAUGAAUUUGAAGAGGUUUCCAUCUUGGGAAAAGGUGGCUAUGGAAGAGUAUACAAGGUCAGGAAUAAAUUAGAUGGUCAGUAUUAUGCGAUUAAGAAAAUCCUGAUUAAGCGUGCAACUAAGACAGAUUGCAUGAAGGUUCUACGGGAAGUGAAGGUGCUGGCGGGUCUUCAGCACCCUAACAUUGUGGGCUACCACACUGCGUGGAUUGAGCAUGUUCACGCGGCCCAAACGCAAGCAGAUAGGAUUUCUGUUCCGUUGCCGUCGCUGAAAGUGAUCUCUGCCCAGGACGACAGAGAUCAGUCUGAUGUUAAAACUGAUGAAAGUAACAGCUCAUCCAUUAUCUUCGCCGAGUUCACCUCAGAAAAAGAAAAACUCUUAGGAGAGUCUGGCACUGAAAAUCAGAAUAACAAAUUGGUGAACUAUACCCCCAAUCUCGUCACAAGAGAUGCUGGUGGGUUUGAAUUACCCAUUGAGCUCCAAGAAAACGGCUUGGCUGAGUUGUCUUCCAGAUCGAUGGCUGAGAACCAGCUGCCACUUAGGCUUAAUUCAGACUUGGAGGGGAAUUUCACAUCCACUGAGGAAUCGUCUGAAGAAAACUUAAACAUGGUGGGACAGACAGAGAUGCAGUACCACCUGAUGCUGCACAUCCAGAUGCAGCUGUGUGAGCUCUCCCUGUGGGACUGGAUCGUGGAGAGGAACAGGCGGAGCCGGGAGUGUGUGGAUGAGUCUGCCUGUCCUUACGUUAUGGCCAGUGUUGCAACAAAAAUUUUUCAAGAAUUGGUGGAAGGUGUAUUUUACAUCCAUAGCAUGGGGGUUGUGCACAGAGACCUGAAGCCCAGAAAUAUUUUUCUUCAUGGCCCUGAUCAGCAAGUGAAAAUAGGAGACUUUGGCCUGGCCUGCACAGACAUCAUACAGAACCCACACUGGACCAGCGGGGAUGGGAAGAGACCAACACAUACCUCCAGAGUGGGCACCUGUCUGUACGCGUCUCCCGAACAGCUGGAAGGAUCUGAGUAUGAUGCCCAGUCGGACAUGUACAGCUUGGGUGUGAUCCUGUUGGAGCUCUUCCAGCCGUUUGGAACAGAAAUGGAGCGAGCACAGGUUCUAACGGGUCUGAGAACUGGUCAGAUGCCCGAGUCCCUCCGCCAGAGGUGUCCCGUCCAAGCCCGGUGCAUCCAGGAGCUAACCAGGAAGGACGCAUCCCAGAGGCCGUCUGCUGUGCAGCUGCUGCAGAGCGACCUUUUCCAGAAUUCCGGAAGUGUUAAUCUCACCCUGCAGAGGAAGAUAGUAGAGCAAGAGAAAGAAAUAGAAGAACUAAAGAAGCAGUUACGCCUCCUUUCUCAGGACAGAGGGGUUAAGGAUGACAUGAAAGAUGGGGGUGUUCCGCCCUAACCGGUUUGGCUCAGUGGAUAGAGCGUCGGCCUGCGGACUCGGGGGUCUCAGGUUUUAUUCCGGUCAAGGGCAUGUACCUCGGUUGCGGGCACAUCCCCAGUGGGGAAUGUGCAGGAGGCAGCUGAUCGAUGUUUCUCUCUCAUCGAUGUUUCUAACUCUCUAUCCCUCUCUCUUCCUCUCUGUAAAACAAUCAAUAAAAUAUAUUAAAAAAAAAAAAGAUGGGGCUGUUCCUGUCUAGCUUAGUCUCUAGAAAUACAAAAAUGAACUUCAACUCUGUAAGCUAAAGCCAACUGGAAUACAUAGUUUCAGUCUUUGUAGGGUAUAGAUGGCAUUGGAACUUGACUGCUCUAACUACACCCAUUGUACUCUUUCCCGUCUUGGUCCCACAAGCUCCCAUUCCUGCAUUUCUUCGUAUUAGUGUCUAGUCUCUCAAGUUUAGACAUCAUCAUCAGUUCUUUAUCUUUUGAACGCUGCCUGUCCUCCUCUAGAAGCUUCUGCAGAAAUCUGUGCUCCGCACCCAAUCGCCACCCAGAUCCAGCCUGUGCACGAGCUGGGCUGGUGGCUUUGACAGCUGCCGUUUUAUUUUUACCCUCUCACAUGCUGCCAGUUAACUACCAGGACAUCCCAGUUCACGCCAGGCUCAAAAGCCUUUGCUGCCUCCAAGAGAAAACGUCAACUUGGCAGUGUACGUCGCCCAGCCUAUUUCUGUUCUCAUCACCUUCAACUUGGCGUCAUUACGCCCUUUCAGAGCUCUGUACUCCGUGCCCCGCAAUGACCUCAAAGCAGCUCGGACGCCAGUGUUCCUGAUGUUGCCCCUGCAUUGUUCUCAGCACCCGACUCCUACGUCCCUCCACGUCCACAAUGUGACCUGCUCAGCUCUGCACUCAGAGGUGCCUGCCGCCUGGCUGGCA
Messenger RNA from Eptesicus fuscus (big brown bat), 2896 nucleotides. It is a transcript of the gene EIF2AK1, whose product is annotated as eukaryotic translation initiation factor 2 alpha kinase 1. Gene Ontology annotation, molecular function: protein kinase activity; ATP binding. Gene Ontology annotation, biological process: protein phosphorylation. The transcript has 15 exons. The coding region runs from base 96 to 1985 and encodes 629 amino acids. NCBI's taxonomy places the organism in Eukaryota, Metazoa, Chordata, Mammalia, Chiroptera, Vespertilionidae. The record is from RefSeq and is a predicted model, not a curated record.